Messenger RNA from Andrographis paniculata, 1965 nucleotides. Its product is annotated as glycosyltransferase BC10. Gene Ontology annotation, cellular component: membrane. The transcript has 2 exons. Gene Ontology annotation, molecular function: glycosyltransferase activity. The record is from RefSeq and is a predicted model, not a curated record. Bases 571 to 1797 code for a protein of 408 amino acids. NCBI's taxonomy places the organism in Eukaryota, Viridiplantae, Streptophyta, Magnoliopsida, Lamiales, Acanthaceae.
GCCCCACAUCGCCCUCCCUGCCCUGCCCCUCUCUGCAUCUUCAACCUCGCAUAAAUUCAUCAAUGGGCGAUUUCUAUUUCUUUGUGCUCUGCCCUAUUCUCUAAUUCAUCUCAAUCGCAUCGGAUUGCAUUCCCCAAAACCACCGAAUACAAUUCCCAAUUUGCUCCCGUUGAUUGCCCGCCCCUUCGAAUCAUUCUGAUUUUACACUGCCGGAUCGGAGAAGCGCGAUAUUGAUUGCUUAUUGAUUCGCGGCAGAUUCCCCGGAAGAAUUAAAUAUUCCAGACGCGGGUGGGAAGUCGAUUGGGGUUUUGUUGGGUGGAUUGGAUCUCUCAUGCACUACGACAACUAUCUUCAUUUUGCCCAUAGGUUUUGCUGGCGCAAUUUCAUUGUUUAUUAAUUUAGUUGACUAGGGUUCGUUUUUUUCAACAUUUGAUCGAUCUUCUCGAGAGCUGACGAAAGGGCGGUGGAAAUAGCCCCAAAGAAGUCAGAGAACCGCGGCACGAUUCAACAGCAGCUUCUGCUUCUUUGGAGGACGAUUUUCUCAGCUGCGAGGAAUAAUUAAUUUCAAAAAUGGAAAUGGAAAACGCCCGAGAUACGAAAGGGAAAUUUGCGAAAGCUAGGGCGAAAGAAGACGCGCUCUUUGGUUCUACAGGAGUGGCGGAUUCGUCAUUCCGGCUGCUGAAACUCGUCUCUGUAUUGAUCAUUUUUGUUCUGGGUGUAGUUUUGGGAUUGAUCUCUGGUUCGCAUGUCGAUAGGUACUUCGAUUUCCAGUUCAGAGGCAAGAGCGUGUAUUUUAAUCCUUUUCAAUUUGGUCCGGCGAAUGAUGAGAGUAUUGAGGUGAAUUGUGGAAGGGAUGAGUUGAAGAGCAUGGACAGUUUCACAGGACUGCAAAAUCUGAACCAUGGUUUGACAGACGAUCAGUUGUUUUGGAGGGCGACAUUGGUGCCGGAGAAGGAGGAGUUUCCUUUCAGCAGAAUGCCAAAAGUGGCUUUCAUGUUCUUGACUCGUGGCCCAAUCCCGCUGUUGCCGUUGUGGGAGAGGUUCUUCGCCGGGCAGGAUGCGGAUAAGUAUUCCAUUUUCGUGCAUGCUCCGCCGGGAUUUGAGCUCAGUGUUUCCGAAUCAUCAGUUUUCUAUAGGCGCCAGAUUCCAAGUAAGAGCGUCGCGUGGGGAUCAGUGUCGCUGGUCGAUGGAGAAAAACGGCUUUUAGCCAACGCCCUUCUCGACUACUCAAAUGAGCGAUUUGUUCUUCUCUCGGAGAGCUGUAUUCCCAUCUACGAUUUCCCAACAGUCCACAAAUACCUCGUGGAGUCCGCCCACAGUUUUGUCGAGUCAUUCGAUGACCCGUCCCGUUACGGCCGCGGCCGCUACAGCCGUUGGAUGAAGCCCGAUAUCAAACUUUCCGAAUGGCGAAAAGGCUCUCAAUGGUUCGAGAUGCAGCGCACCCUGGCUGUCAAGAUUGUCGCCGACACCAAAUAUUACUCGAUCUUCAGUAAAUACUGCAAACCGUCGUGCUACCCGGACGAGCACUACAUUCCAACCUACAUACGUAAGUUCUAUGGCUCCCUGAACUCGAACCGCACCAUAACUUACGUCGACUGGUCGCUAAUAGCGCCACAUCCGGCAACAUUUAGUGCCGUUAACAUAACUGAAGGUUUCAUGAACUCGCUUAGAAAUAACGGCACAGCCUGCCGUUACAAUUUCGGCGAAACGCCGAUCUGCCAUCUUUUUGCUAGGAAGUUUGAUCCCAGUGCCUUGGAACCUUUGCUUAAUAUUAGCUCACAAGUUAUGGGAUUUUGAUAUGUUUUCGAAUCUUUUCUUUUCUUGUUUUUGUUAGGGUUUUGAUCCAGACUGUGUUUUGUGUUGUACAGUUUUGUUGGAGGGAAAUUUUGGUAUGUUUGUUGGUAGUUUGCAGAGUUUGUGGUUUUUUGAGGAUGGAAAUGAGAUACACCAUACCAAUGUUAUUGA